AUGGAAGAAAAGCCGACCUUUUCGACAGCGGCUCGGCCGAGUCUCAUCCGAGCAAGGGCAUCUGAGGAGCAAGUGUACGCACAGCGAAUCGAUUUCAAGUCCAGAAAACAUAGCGGAAACUCGUUCUACACUUUCAGCACUCUCGGCCCGCUGUCGUCAUUCUUGGGGGCGCCCUAUCACCCAUCCGGGGAAGACCAACAAUCUGUGGAAUAUGUUGAAAAUGCACCUAACGGCGAUGCCUUCGUUCACCUGCGGACAUAUGUCCCAGGGGCUAGCAGCCCCAUUAGACACGAUGUGAGAACUCUAGAAGAGCUCGAAACGUCCUUAGACCAAAUAAACUCCUGCCGCGUUGGUGGCACCAUCGUGUUUUUAAGGGGCUAUCAGCCGGCACGAUGGCUGAAUGUCAUUGGGCAUAAGCUUUCUCUCGAGCCAGAGUUCUACCGUCGACAUCUUCAUUUCUCUGCCGCGAGCCCCUUUUCUCAGGAACAACAGUAUUCAGAUGCGUCUUUACCGUCAUCCAAGACCCAAAUGAUGCAGUUGAAACUUACAACGCUGGGUACACGAUUCGCUCACAACAACAUCAAGCGAUCGGAACAAGAAGAACAAAGAAGGCUUUCAAGUCUACGAGAGCAGAUUUCCAGUCUUAUGAAGCAAUAUCUUAAGAGCUGGGACCGAUAUGGGCCUGAACUUGAGCAUGGAAUGUCAAUGGCUAGAAACUUCUUUGUGCUUGAUCGCCAGCAUGUUUCAUUGGAACAGACGAUAUCAAUUUGUGUGACGGACAGGCAGAACGAUUCCAAACAUUGGACUGGUCCCUGGAACUCGAAGCUUUUGGAAUACACAGGCAUGCCUGUUAGGUAUUGGGCUACGACACAACAUCGACCUGGGAUUUUUUUCGCCGACGACAAGACUUUGGGAGGCUCGCGACCAUGCUAUCAACAAACAGACGACGAUGAAAGCUUUAUAACACAGCCAGCAACUUUCAAGCUAUUACAUGAGGCCUUCGACACACUUCUUGAUUGCGAUACAAUGCUAGAGGAUACUUAUUACAGCCUGAGCGGUAUUUUCAGAUUUGCAGUGGCUUCCGAAGCGCAAUUUCUGGACAAGUUGCAGCAUCUUCUCGAAGAGGACAUGCAGCCCGCAGUUCUUGCCGAGACAGAGUUCGACAAAAGACUGACAAUGUGGAAUUUGGUGCACAACAAGCAGAUCCUCGAUCGACAUGUGCAAAGCCUGGAAGAAAUAUGCGAAUUUCUGGAGGCGAAAGACAGUAAUAAUUGGACCACGGCCAAAUCGGAGAGUGGGUUGAGGAAAGCCGACAUGUCACAUCGGCUGAUUGAACGCGACUACCAAAAGAUGAAGCGCCGGGCUAUCAGGCUGAGUGAGGAUUACUUGCAAAGUACCUCGAUGCUGGCAAAUGCGGCUAUGAUUGAUGAUUCUCAAAGAACCAUCUACCAGGGAGAAACCGUGCGGAAAUUGUCGACCCUUGGUUUCUUCUUUUUACCACUUUCAUUCUCAACAUCGAUAUUUGGCAUGAAUCUACAAGAGUUGAAUGAAGGUAGCUAUGCGAAGCUUGGUAUUUGGAUAGGCAUUGCUGCGGCAUCUCUCCUUCUCGCCUAUCUGAUGCUUCGAUGGUCUUUCCAUCGCCAGAUGAUGGUCGUAGCUUGGCGAAGGUUAAGAGCCGUACAACAGAACCAGAGUGACGUUUAG
Molecule: messenger RNA, 1704 nt
Organism: Colletotrichum paranaense
Lineage: Eukaryota; Fungi; Ascomycota; Sordariomycetes; Glomerellales; Glomerellaceae
Exons: 3
Coding region: 1-1704 (567 amino acids)
Biological process (GO): transmembrane transport; metal ion transport
Cellular component (GO): membrane
Molecular function (GO): metal ion transmembrane transporter activity
Source: RefSeq, a predicted model, not a curated record